This is a messenger RNA of Aquila chrysaetos chrysaetos, 3124 nucleotides long. RefSeq names its product SIN3-HDAC complex associated factor (gene SINHCAF). Gene Ontology annotation, biological process: negative regulation of cell migration. The record is from RefSeq and is a predicted model, not a curated record. Bases 151 to 819 code for a protein of 222 amino acids. The transcript is spliced from 6 exons. NCBI's taxonomy places the organism in Eukaryota, Metazoa, Chordata, Aves, Accipitriformes, Accipitridae.
AGGGGAGAGGAGGGGGUGCGGGCUCGCGCGCCCGCGCGGGCUGGCAGGCAGAGCGCGGAGGGACGGGGAGGGCGCGCAGCGGCGGGGCUUCGCCGCGCACCGCACGUUUGUUGGUGGGCGCAGUAGAGCGGCUACAGCUGGGAGGAAAAGAUGUUUGGCUUUCACAAACCGAAGAUGUAUCGGAGUAUAGAGGGCUGCUGUAUUUGCAGAGCUAAGUCUUCCAGUUCUCGUUUCACUGACAGCAAACGUUAUGAAAAGGAUUUCCAGAAUUGUUUUGGGCUUCAUGAGGCCCGCUCAGGAGAUAUUUGCAAUGCCUGUGUCCUUUUGGUGAAAAGAUGGAAAAAAUUGCCAGCAGGAUCCAAAAAAAACUGGAAUCAUGUGGUAGAUGCCAGGGCUGGACCCAGUCUUAAAACAACAUUGAAACCAAAGAAAAUGAAAACUCUGUCUGGAAGCAGAAUAAAGAGCAAUCAAAUCAGCAAACUACAAAAGGAAUUCAAGCGGCACAACUCCGAUGCCCACAGCACCACUUCGAGUGCUUCCCCAGCUCAGUCGCCCUGUUACAGUAACCAGUCUGACGAUGGCUCUGACACGGAGAUGAGCGCUGGGUCCAGCAGAACACCAGUUUUCUCCUUUUUAGAUCUCACUUACUGGAAAAGGCAAAAGGUCUGCUGUGGAAUUAUUUACAAAGGGCGUUUUGGGGAAGUCCUCAUAGACACUCAUCUCUUCAAACCUUGCUGUAGCAAUAAAAAGUCUGCCACUGAAAAGCCAGAACAAGAAGGACCACAAUCUCCAGCAAUCUCCACCCAAGAGGAGUGGUGACUUCCUUGGAUAGCUGCAGAAGGUUAUACAGAUCCUCUUAUUCUCUGGAAAAAUACUAGAAAAGUGAUUGUUCACUUUGGACACCUGCUAUGCUGCCAAAAGACUAUUCCCUAGAACUGUUUUGGGUUUUACUGCUACAAUUCCACAAACUCUUGAAGCCAGUUUGUAUCCUUUCAGAAAGACUGUACAUAAUAUUUAAGAUGCUAUGGAACACUUGGCAAAGCUGUAUGCUGCUGCAAGGUUGUCUAAUCUUCUCUCCCUUUGCCCCUACCACCACUUGCUUCACAAGUGAAUAUGAGGAUGGGGUUUUGUAUAUUAAAGUAUAUGUAGUUCAUGUUUCUGUAUUGAAAGAAGCAGUGGUUGUAAGGCAUUUUUUUUUAAAGUUGGUUGGUAACUUCCCUUGAAUCCCCAAGAAAAUAUUUCAUUCUUAGACAUGUAUGAGUCAAUAAGAUGAACUAAUACAUAGAAAUGUUAUAAGUCACCUCUCUAGUUAUUAUAUAAAAAUAUAUAUUUUUUAAAGGUGUGGAGAUCUCACCCUAUACUACUGACGUAACAAAGACAAAUAUUUCAUCCCUCCUAUGUGACACAGACUGGUAAACUGCAGACAUCUCUACUACGAGUGGUAGUUAUCCAAGGCGGCCCCCAACAUAAAGUGCCCUUCAGAAGGGGUGGGAGAGCUCUCCUCCUUAGUUAAGGAGGAAGAUUUACCUAAGAAUUGAACACAGUGAAACGGGAGGCUACUUUGUUUUAACUCAGCAGCAGACACCCUGGGCUUUAUGUGGUAACUGACUGGUCAUUAGAGAUGGACCAAGAAAACAUCUUGAUGCUCAAGUUGGUGUAGGUGAUGGCCAAAACUGAGUAACUGCUAUCUGUUUGCCCAGUGCAGCUGAAAUGUGACCACAGAGCAGAAUUCCUGCUGGUUUUGGACCUGACAUAGAACCAAACCCCUCGCUAAGCAAAUCAGGCUCUGGUCCAGGGACGUAAUCCGACUGCAGCCUGGGGUCUGGAUUCGUGGUUGCUGUUUUGGAACCCUUCCCCUGCAGUGCUUCUCUCUGUUUGGUUUUGGGGUUUUUGUUUGUUUAAACAAUCACCGGAUCAAUGCUUCUGUGAAUACUGAAUAUGAAAAGUUCUGUUAAGAAUGGUGCUGUACUGAAUCGAGGCAGCUCUGUUUGCAUACACGAUCAAAAGAUAGUAUUUCUUACAUGGAUUCCCAGACAAACUCAUGUGCAAACCAUUGUGACACUCCUUCAAACUCCACUUUGCCUGUAGGGUGGAAGCAGCUUCCUGGAAGAGUGUGUUGCAGUUUUAGCUCCCAAUGUUUCAUGUUCCUUUUAUGAAGGUUUAACUUGUGUAAGUUGGGAAUUCUGCUUUUUUUGUUUGUUUCUGUUUUCGGGGGGGAGGGGGGAUUUUUCUUGCUAUUACUCUUUUGGGAUAUUCUACAAUCAAUUGCUACAAGCUUUCCUUUUUGUGAGAGUCAUUGGCAUAAUACUGUGGUGGGUAGGGCUUAGGACUGGAUUUCCAUGUAAUCCCACUUCCUGAAAUGCGAAUGCUUAGCAAAUGAAAAUACAGGUAGGGAAAGAUAUGCAGGUUUUAAGAGGAGCCUCUACCCUCAAAGCUUUUUUUUGUCUUUUUUUUUUUUUUUUUUCCUCUCCUUCUGCUGCAUAAGCCAACCUCUGGAGAGAAGGAACAUCACGGGAAACAGGGCUUUGACUUAACACAGCCUUACAGCUUAGAGCUUUCAUUUGUCUUAUUUUGCUUUUCCUAAACUCUCUGAGAUUCUGAAAGGGAGGACAAAGCUGCCUACCUUGCUUUCAUCUGCAACCAAAUAGAAUCAGAAUCAUUUAGGUUGGAAAAGACCUUUGAGAUCGAGUCCAACUGUAGAUACAAUGGAUGCUUGCUUGUAUAACGGCUUAACUAGGUUGGUCAUGUCUAAUAAGAGCUUGAGCAAGAGUCCUAGCUGUUUUUGCAGACACCUACUUUUAUCCGAAGUUUUGUUUUCAGCAUCAGUAAUUCUGUACACCUAAGGGUGCAGUAUUGGUGGUAGGAUGUGCUCUGAUACGGAUCAUCUCUUCUGUAUUUAUUUAUUUAUUGCUAGAUUUCAACCGCCAACUGCUUCCCCUACUCCCUCCCACCUCUUCCAUUCCCGGUAGUAAUGCAAAAUGAACUGUAUGUAGUCAUGCACUUUGUAUUAAUGUAUUAGAAAUCUAUGGAACCUGUUUUGUACUUUUAUACUGUUCAGACACUUGUAAUCCAAACUUUUUUUUACUAGGGUAAUGAAUAAAUUUAGACUUAUUUAGAAAAUAAA